UGAUUUAGCAAAAUGUCUGCUUUACACUACAAGUCGACACUUUGGUGUCAUUUAAAAUGGCUGUGUCUACUGGUCGUCUUCAUACUACUGUGCGAAAGUGUCCAGGCCAAUCCCGAUGCAAAACGAUUAUACGAUGAUCUGCUCAGCAACUAUAAUCGUUUAAUAAGACCCGUUAGCAAUAACACCGACACGGUUUUGGUUAAACUGGGUUUGAGAUUAUCACAACUUAUUGAUUUGAACUUAAAAGAUCAAAUUCUUACGACGAAUGUGUGGCUAGAACACGAGUGGCAGGAUCACAAAUUCAAAUGGGAUCCUUCUGAAUAUGGUGGCGUCACGGAGCUGUAUGUGCCUUCGGAACACAUUUGGCUGCCGGAUAUUGUGUUGUAUAACAAUGCUGACGGUGAAUAUGUCGUGACAACAAUGACAAAAGCCAUUUUACACUACACCGGCAAAGUGGUGUGGACACCACCAGCCAUUUUCAAGUCUUCCUGUGAGAUCGAUGUGCGUUAUUUUCCAUUUGAUCAGCAGACCUGCUUUAUGAAAUUUGGUUCUUGGACGUAUGACGGUGAUCAAAUUGAUUUGAAACACAUUAAUCAGAAAAAUGACAAGGAUAAUAAAGUCGAAAUUGGUAUCGAUUUACGUGAAUAUUAUCCUAGUGUGGAGUGGGAUAUUUUGGGUGUCCCGGCCGAGCGUCAUGAAAAAUAUUAUCCCUGUUGUGCUGAACCAUAUCCUGAUAUUUUCUUUAAUAUAACACUGCGCCGCAAAACAUUAUUUUAUACCGUCAACUUGAUCAUACCCACUGUUGGCAUUUCAUAUCUAUCGGUUUUGGUGUUCUAUCUGCCAGCCGACUCGGGCGAAAAGAUUGCCUUGUGUAUCAGUAUUCUGCUCUCACAGACAAUGUUCUUUUUACUUAUAUCCGAAAUUAUACCCUCCACUUCGUUGGCUCUGCCGCUGCUAGGUAAAUAUUUAUUGUUCACCAUGUUGCUGGUAGGUCUGAGUGUUGUCAUCACCAUUAUCAUACUGAAUAUACACUAUCGUAAGCCCAGCACUCACAGAAUGGCACCCUGGGUGAGAUCAUUCUUUAUAAAACGGCUGCCGAAACUGCUGCUAAUGAGAGUGCCAAAUGAUUUGUUGAGAGAUUUGGCAGCGAGUAAAGUCAAUUAUGGCAUGAACUUUAAUAAGACCAAAUUUGGCAAGGCCCUAAUGGAUGAGAUGAACAUUAAUUCGGGUAAUUCAAGUCCUGACUCUAUACGACGCAUGCAGGGUCGAGUAGGCAAUGGACUGAACAGUGCCUCGGCAACACAUCGAUUCAGUGGCAUGAUGGGCGUAUUAGGUGGUGGUCUUAGCACUCUAAGUGGCUACAAUGGAUUGCCUUCUGUACUCUCUGGCCUAGAUGAUUCAUUGAGUGAUGUGGCACCGCGUAAAAAAUAUCCCUUCGAGUUGGAAAAAGCCAUACACAAUGUCAUGUUCAUACAAAAUCACAUGCAACGUCAGGACGAAUUUAAUGCAGAAGACCAAGAUUGGGGCUUUGUGGCCAUGGUUUUAGAUCGUUUGUUUUUGUGGAUUUUUGCCAUCGCUUCGUUAGUGGGCACUUUCAUGAUAUUGGGUGAGGCACCUUCCCUAUACGAUGAUACCAAACCCAUUGAUGUGGAACUAUCUGUAAUUGCUCAACAAAUUUACAAUCUAACUGAAAAGAAAUCCUAAAUGUUUUCAACUUCACAAAGCAAACAAAAAAAAACAUCAAUAAUUAUUAAAGCAACAACAACAACAAAUGGCAACCAAAUGUUAACAGUAAAAUAUUUAUAAUUUUAAGUAAACCACACACUGACACUCAACACAAUACAAUGCAACACAACACUAUUUAGAUACACUUCUUAAAACAACUUAAAUAUUAAAUAUUAACUAACACAAAAAUAAAAACAAAAACCAAACAAAAUUAACAAAAUGCCAAUAAAAAAAUGUUUAAACAAAAAAAAA
Messenger RNA from Calliphora vicina (urban bluebottle blowfly), 1977 nucleotides. It is a transcript of the gene nAChRalpha2, whose product is annotated as nicotinic acetylcholine receptor alpha2. The transcript has 7 exons. Bases 13 to 1704 code for a protein of 563 amino acids. NCBI's taxonomy places the organism in Eukaryota, Metazoa, Arthropoda, Insecta, Diptera, Calliphoridae. Gene Ontology annotation, biological process: chemical synaptic transmission; nervous system process; regulation of membrane potential. Gene Ontology annotation, cellular component: plasma membrane; synapse; postsynaptic membrane. Gene Ontology annotation, molecular function: transmembrane signaling receptor activity; acetylcholine-gated monoatomic cation-selective channel activity. The record is from RefSeq and is a predicted model, not a curated record.